AUGGCAUUCCUUCCGGAAGUGGACGAUCCUUCGAAUUGCUUGAUCACCUUUUUCUGCCCCUGCGUCACGUUCGGCCAGAACGCCAAGAUCAUCGACAGAGGAAGCACCUCUUGUGCUUGUGCCGGGGCUCUGUGCUUCCUGAUAUUCAACUUCUUUUAUUGCUCGUUCUGGUACACGUGCACUUACCGGACCAAGCUCCGCGGCCUCUACUCGAUCCCCGGCGACCAGUGCCGAGAUAGUUGCGUGCACCUUUGGUGCGAGCCAUCCGCUUUUUGCCAAGAGUAUCGAGAGCUCAAGAACCGCAGGUUCGAUCCCUCGAUCGGAUGGGUCGCUAAUGAGGAACAAAGGACUUGGCGGGUCGGAAUCGUGGUCCCUCCGUCGGUUCCCGGUGGCAUGAUUCGUUGAUGUCUAUCCCGAGCCGACCUUCGCGACAACUCAUCCAUCUUCUACUCAAAAUUAUACUAUUGCCCUCCCUUUCGAAAGUAUUAGCAAACUUGGCCACGCCAAUUGUAUCAUUAAGAGAUUAUUUUGUGUGCCUUUUAUUUUUUGUGUCGGGGCUUUGUUUGGAUUUUCUAGGACUCAGAAGUUGGACUUUCGCACUUCAUUGUAAUAUCGGAUCUUGAAAAGCAUAAUAUUAUCUCUCUCUUUACGUAACGACAACCUUGAAACCGAAG
Messenger RNA from Rhodamnia argentea, 674 nucleotides. RefSeq names its product cell number regulator 2-like. The record is from RefSeq and is a predicted model, not a curated record. NCBI's taxonomy places the organism in Eukaryota, Viridiplantae, Streptophyta, Magnoliopsida, Myrtales, Myrtaceae. Bases 1 to 405 code for a protein of 134 amino acids. The transcript has 4 exons.